UUUCUGUUCACCUGUUCACCCCAGUUGUGUUCAUGUUCUCUAAUUGCCCUCAAGUGUCUGUUUUUGCUCCCUGUGUCUUCCCUGCCCACAUUAUUAGAUUCCUGUAUGGACCGUGUUAUUAGGAUUUUGGACUCUUCUGCCAGUUGAAUAAAGGUGAGAAAAUGACGGUACGAUCAUACAGUCUUCUUAUUCUGGCAGCAUGGCUGAAUGCUGUGUUCUGGUGCUCCAUGCCAAUUGUUGGCUGGGCUGGCUAUGCCCCUGACCCCACUGGAGCUACAUGUACCAUCAACUGGAGACAGAAUGAUGCGUCUUUUAUUUCUUAUACUAUGGCAGUGAUUGCUGUGAACUUUGUGGUUCCUCUGUGUGUCAUGUUUUACUGCUACUACAGUGUGACAGUCACUGUCAGGAGAUACAAAGCAAGCAACUGCCUGGACUGCAUUAACAUGGAUUGGUCUGAUCAAAUGGAUGUCACCAAGAUGUCAAUUGUAAUGAUUGUCAUGUUCCUGGUUGCCUGGUCUCCAUACUCCAUGGUGUGUCUGUGGGCAUCGUUUAGUGACCCAAAGACUAUCCCUGCCCCAAUGGCUAUUAUUGCUCCACUCUUUGCCAAGUCCUCCACCUUUUAUAAUCCCUGUAUUUACGUCAUUGCCAACAAAAAGUUCAGAAGAGCCAUUACAGGCAUGAUUCGGUGUCAAACAAGACAGCGAGUCACCAUCAAUACCCAAGUUCCCAUGACAAUUUCCCAACAACCUCUGACCCAGUGAGAUGAUAUUGCAUUCAGCAUGAUGUCACAUUAAUAUUAAAAUAACUUGGCAUUAAAAUGCUGUGUAGAAAAAUGCAAUAAUGACAGCAAUGAGUGACGGUGCUUCCACUGUCAGCUCAGCAAAUAUUUUGUCUCCCUUAGUUUCACAAAAUGUAACCUACAAAGUCUUUAGAAGGGUGAGAGCCAUAGAUGAGCUGCUUAGGCUGGGCCCUUAAAAGCACAUGGGUCUAAUGGGUCUAAUGGGCUAAGCCAUUUUUUUAAAGAUUGCAGCUUCCACUAUCAAACACCCAUGCUGAUGUUUUUCUGAUAGCUUGAUUGAAAAGCAGCUGUAGUGUUUCCUUCUUCUCCUUUAUUGGGACUGUUAUAGGGCCAUCAGUCUCUACUGUCCCUUCUAUCAAAAGUCUUAAGGAACCUGUGAAUAAACACUUAAAAAAUAAAGAAAA
Pundamilia nyererei is the source of this 1203-nucleotide messenger RNA. RefSeq names its product retinal pigment epithelium-derived rhodopsin homolog (gene rrh). Gene Ontology annotation, biological process: visual perception; G protein-coupled receptor signaling pathway. The record is from RefSeq and is a predicted model, not a curated record. Gene Ontology annotation, cellular component: membrane. The transcript is spliced from 5 exons. Gene Ontology annotation, molecular function: G protein-coupled receptor activity. Bases 162 to 761 code for a protein of 199 amino acids. Lineage: Eukaryota; Metazoa; Chordata; Actinopteri; Cichliformes; Cichlidae.